UAUGGGGGGUUUUACAGUCCCUCCUCAGUGUGAGUCAAUAGAAGUUCAAGGUUGUUGCUCAACCUUUAUACAACCCCCUUAGGCCCAAGCACCUAGUCAAUAUUUGGGACUUUGGCAGGUUGUUUCUGUCAACCGAGAAAUUAGGAGUUAGGAAUUUCUUUGGUGCGAUCCUGUUUAUUGACAAAGAACGAACACAACGUCUUGUUUCCCUAAACACAAUAGAAACAACAAAUAGCAGGCAGUUUCCUUGCUCAGAAAUUGAAGCAAUAUGUGUCCAAGAUGAUUGAAGACAGCGGGCCUGGGAUGAAGGUCCUCCUGAUGGAUAAAGAAACGACCAGUAUUGUGAGCAUGGUGUAUACACAGUCAGAAAUCCUUCAGAAGGAAGUUUACCUCUUUGAGCGCCUCGAUUCUUUGAACAGAGAGACUAUGAAACACUUGAAAGCGAUCUGUUUUUUGCGACCGACAAAGGAGAACGUGGAAUACCUCAUUCAGGAGCUACGAAGGCCCAAGUACAGCAUCUAUUAUGUUUAUUUCAGUAACGUGAUCAGUAAGAGUGAUGUAAAGUCACUGGCUGAGGCUGACGAGCAGGAGGUUGUGGCGGAAGUUCAGGAGUUCUACGGAGAUUACAUUGCCGUGAAUCCACAUGUGUUUUCCCUCAACCUCCUGGGCUGCUGCCAGGGUCGCAGCUGGGAUCUGGCCCAGCUGUCCAGAACAGCCCAAGGGCUGACUGCUUUGCUCCUGUCUCUGAAGAAGUGCCCCAUGAUUCGUUACCAGCUCUCCUCUGAACCUGCAAAGAGGCUCGCUGAAUGCGUCAAGCAAGUGAUUACUAAAGAAUACGAGCUGUUUGAUUUCCGGCGCACCGAAGUUCCUCCGUUACUGCUUAUUCUGGACCGGUCUGAUGAUGCCAUCACCCCACUUCUGAACCAGUGGACGUACCAGGCCAUGGUCCAUGAGCUGCUGGGGAUUAACAACAACCGAAUUGACCUCUCUCGAGUACCCGGCAUCAGCAAGGAUCUCAGGGAGGUGGUUCUGUCUGCUGAGAACGACGAGUUUUACGCCAACAACAUGUACCUGAACUUUGCAGAGAUCGGGAGCAAUAUCAAGAACCUAAUGGAGGAUUUCCAGCGGAGGAAACCGAAGGAGCAGCAGAAGCUGGAGUCCAUAGCUGACAUGAAGGCGUUUGUGGAGAACUACCCGCAGUUCAAGAAGAUGUCGGGCACGGUAUCGAAGCACGUGACUGUGGUGGGGGAGCUGUCCCGGCUGGCCAGCGAGCGGAACCUGCUGGAAGUGUCGGAGGUCGAGCAGGAACUGGCCUGCCAGAAUGACCACUCCAGUGCUCACCAGAACGUGCGGCGGCUCCUGCAGAAUCCCAAGGUGACUGAGUUCGACGCCACGCGGCUCGUGAUGCUCUACGCCCUGCACUAUGAGCGACACAGCAGCAACAGCCUGCCUGGCCUGAUGACGGACCUCAAGAACAAAGGGGUUUCAGAGAAGUAUCGGAAGCUGGUGUCAGCGGUUGUGGAAUAUGGUGGGAAGCGGGUCCGGGGCAGCGAUCUCUUCAGCCCCAAGGAUGCUGUCGCCAUCACCAAGCAGUUCCUCAAAGGACUGAAGGGCGUUGAGAACGUGUAUACGCAGCAUCAGCCCUUCCUGUACGAGACUCUAGAUCAGCUCAUCAAAGGAAAACUUAAGGAUGGCCAGUACCCCUACCUGGGUCCCAGCACACUCCGGGACAGGCCUCAAGAUAUUAUUGUGUUUAUCAUUGGAGGAGCAACCUAUGAAGAGGCGUUAACUGUGUAUAACCUUAACCGCACCACCCCUGGGGUCCGGAUCGUGUUGGGCGGGACCACCAUCCACAACACGAAAAGCUUCCUCGAGGAAAUUUCAGCCUCUGGGUUCCGCGGCCGGGGCGCCGAGAGCUCUCAAGUUACAGCGAGAGCGAGCAGCAGGCGGUGAAUGCAGGGGGCCGCCGCCGCUUCCCAUCUGGAGCUCCCACAGACUGACCAGGCGGCGGCGGAGCAGCGCUGGGUGCUCCCGCGGUCCGUCCUGCUGCUGGACGUCACGCAAGAUGGCCUCUGCCUUGAUGCGCCGGGCCGUGCCCAAAGUCCCAGCAUCCUCAGCGUUACCUUCCUGCUCGGCUCUUUAAUGGGGCGCGGUGGAAUGAACCGCAGGGAGGUGGCGGAAUCGUAGAUCCCGGGGAAAACGUUACCUGUGGGUGCCUGGCGCCUUUGAAAACCCAGCUACUUCCGUGUCUCUUCGUAACCACAACUGGCCUGCCCAGAAUCUCUGCUUUCCUGCGUCUGUUGGUCCCUCCAGGUAAUUGUCUGCAGCCCAGCUCCUCACCGAUAACUUUCAGGGUCUGGGCCUGUGUGUUUGGAAGUUCAUUAAACAUCCCACUCUGACCAGCUCUUAUAUUUUAAAUGAUUCCAGAUAUUUGUCCUCUCACCUCCCCCCUGCCUUUUAUAAUAUCCAUGAAACUAGCUACUUUCCUGACUGGCCCCGUUCUCGAGCCCCGGCGUCCAUGGGGGGAGAGAGCAGCACGGGCCCCUGUCCUCCUGCCCCCUUUCUGUUCCCGUGUUGUGAUCGGGAAAAGUUUGUGUGACACUAAUAAAAAUAAAAUUCAGUUUUCUGGCA
Molecule: messenger RNA, 2631 nt
Organism: Mauremys mutica (yellowpond turtle)
Lineage: Eukaryota; Metazoa; Chordata; Testudines; Geoemydidae
Gene: VPS45
Product: vacuolar protein sorting 45 homolog
Exons: 16
Coding region: 280-1953 (557 amino acids)
Biological process (GO): intracellular protein transport; vesicle-mediated transport
Cellular component (GO): Golgi membrane
Source: RefSeq, a predicted model, not a curated record